This is a messenger RNA of Pieris brassicae (large cabbage white), 2819 nucleotides long. RefSeq names its product protein male-specific lethal-3 (gene msl-3). NCBI's taxonomy places the organism in Eukaryota, Metazoa, Arthropoda, Insecta, Lepidoptera, Pieridae. The record is from RefSeq and is a predicted model, not a curated record. Bases 248 to 1909 code for a protein of 553 amino acids. Gene Ontology annotation, biological process: regulation of DNA-templated transcription; chromatin organization. Gene Ontology annotation, cellular component: MSL complex; NuA4 histone acetyltransferase complex; nucleus. The transcript is spliced from 13 exons.
UAUAAUUCAACAACAACUCCAAACAAUUCAAUAUUUCUUGAUUAAAUCUCAACAAAAAAAUACUACAAAGACUUGAAAUAAGCAACUUAAAAUAGUGUUUAUAAUUGAAACUAUGUUAAAAGUACAAAGUAUAGAUACAUAUCGAAACUCCACUGCUGUGGUUAUCGAAAACAAAACACCGGGUAUUUUUGCGGACUAACUUUUUUCUGUUUACGGACUUUUAAGACGUAAACUACAUUUAAUAAGUAUGGUGUCCACAAGAAGCGUGCGAUAUAAGUUCAGUGAGGGUGAGCGGGUAUUGUGUUAUGAACCUGAUCCAACCAAAGCAAAAGUGUUGUAUGAUUCCAAGGUUUUAGAAGUAAUAGAAAAUAAAGAUAAACGUGGGAAAAGAAGUGUGGAAUAUUUAAUCCACUUUCAAGGAUGGAAUUCAUCCUGGGAUAGAUGUGUGAGUGAAGACUUUGUUCUUAAAGAUACAGAAGAGAAUAGACAGUUGCAAAGGGAUCUUGCCGAGAAAUCACAGUUACAAUUGGGAGCAUAUUUAUAUAGAAGGGAACGUAAAAAAGGUAGCACCUCAUCAGCUGGUACUGGGACAGCAAAAAGAGUUCGCCAUGGAUUUAGUGAUGAUGGUUCCUCUUGUAGUACUCAACCUGAUGAUGGUGAAACAGCCGCAGACACUGACACCUCAUCGGGUUCAGGUUCAAGUGCUCAGCAACAGCCUUCUUCGACAAAUCAGUCAGUUUGCAGAGCGCAAAUUGCAAUACCACCUACACUCAGAGAUCGUCUCACACUGGAUUACCACUUGGUGGUAAAACGUGGUAAGGUGGCACGUUUACCGGCUUCUCCGAGUGCUGCUGAAAUACUGGAGUCAGUAGUAAAAUGGUUCGGCAGAGCCGGUGCCUGGAAUCCGCCUAGGGGCAAGCAUGAACCACUACAGAAGCCGGAUAUUCUGGAAGUUUCAGCCAGAUUGAAUCUAGUUCGGGAAGUGGCGGACGGAUUACGUGUAUAUUUCGACUUUAUAUUCCGAGGGCACAUGCUCUACAAACAAGAAUUACAACAGUAUCAGGAAAUGUGUGGACAAUAUAAUAAUUUUCCAACAAGCGUAAACACAGAAGAAGACCAGGAAUACCAAUCACCUGAUGAAGAAGAGAAAGAUAUGAAGAGUCCUCUUCAAGAAUACGCCCAUCUACCACCGGAUCCUGAGGACGAUGAACCAUUAGUAAAAAGGGAAAGACCCGAAAAAAGAAUAAUAAAAACAGAGAUAAAAGAAGAACGGAUAGAAGAUAACGAAAUAGAGGCGGGACCUUCGCAAAUUGAUGAGAGAGUCAAAAUAGAGAAGACAGAAGAAAUUAAUGAGAAAAUAGAAGUUAAAUCUGACAUCGAAACGUAUAAAUGCGAUAAAGUGGAGAAAAUUGAGAAAGAGAAGAAUGGUGAUUCCAAGCCGUUGGCUGUUGCUCGAAGACUGCGUUCACAUAAGUCAGCUGUGUCGCAAUCGGAAAGUGAAGAUGCGAAUGUUGUUCCUACUGCACCUGAACCAAAGGUCUUUGAAACGCACUCUUCAAGUGUGGGCAGUAGCGGUUCAUCGACGAGCGAGUACCGGGGAGAAGCCGAUCGCGUGAACUCGUAUCGACCGUAUACGAGGACCCCGUUAUCCACUCUCAUGGAUAAGGUAGCAAAAUUCGAAUUAAUACCACGAGAGGGCACGGAACAUUUGCCUUGUAGAAUGUAUGGAGCUAUUCAUUUGGCAAGGUUAUUUGUAAUAUUACCGAUUUUUCUAAAUGCCACCCAGAUGCCGGACAUGAAGCUGAAAUUAAUUUUGAAAUACGUCGAUAUAUUUGUACAAUACCUGGAUGAUCACAGCGAAUGGUUUGGAGAGAACUUUUAUGUACCUAACGAUUUUAAUACUAGUUAAAAUUCAAAUAUGUAUCAAUUAUGAUAAAACAAUGUGCAAGGGUUAUCACGCCAUCUAGCGGUGGCACGACUAACUGAAACUGUUGAGUAAAAAGCCCUCAUUUUGCAAAUGAACUUGAACUGUUUUAUAUCACAUUUACUGUUUAUAAUUAUGCAUUUUUAUAUAUAUUUUAAGCAAUGUCUCAUUAUUAAUAUUUUAUUUUGAAAAGGUGCUAAUUCUUAUAGAAAACUGUUUGCAAUUCUUUAAUUGCAUAAAUGAUAAGCAACUUUAUUCUGUGAUAUGCGUCUAAUAUUAUUCCCGUUAUUGUAGCCAUAACAUUUGAAACUUCUAUGGCUAAGUUGCAGAUACGUUUAACAAACUAACCAUUGGCAUAGGAUUAUUUUUGAGGGAGAAGCCCGAGUCUGUAUGAAUUUUAAUUAAUAAUUAUUCGGUCUAAUAAUUCACAUUGGCAACCCGAAAUACUGGGCUGGUUCGCUCCCUCUCUAUGCCCCUAUGAAACCCUCUUAUUCUAAAAAUGAAUAAUCACAAACCGAUCCAACUUAUUAUAGCAAAUAACCACUGAUUUGUAAUAAUGAUUUAGUUUGUAAGAAUCAGAGCUAGUCUCAUCAUUAUAGAAAAGUCCAUUGUUAAACUGCCAGACCACACCUAUAUUCUUAUUACCUACAUAGUAUGAAAAACGUAUCACUGUGCAAUUUUAAUAUAGCCUAGGCCUACUGUUUGAAUUAGCACCGAACUCCUUAAUUAUUUUAGAUAUGACUUAAUAAAAAAAAAUAUUUUCUAUUUGUUAUAGAAUCCGAUAAUGUAAGAUUUAGAUAAAGUUCUAUUUUUGUAUCCAAUAAAUUAAGUGAACAUUUUAUGUGUCUUACAAUGUAAAUAAUGUUACAUAUAAAAUAGAUGGAUCUCACUCAAA